AUGACUGCUGUCUAUUAUAUCAAAGUAUAUUUAACAAAAAUCAAUCAACAACAAGAAAUUCGUCGAUUUUGUAUUGACAUUUCACCAGAAAAUGAUGUUUAUAAUGAAUUAACAACAAAAAUCAAAUCAUAUCUAUCGAAUAAUCAAUUACAAGAUUUCAUUCUUCAAUAUAAUGAUGAAGAUAAUGAACGCAUUACAUUUAGUUCAAAUGAUGAACUCCGUUCAGCUAUUACUUUAAAUAAAGAUACAAACACUUUAAAAGUUUUUGUUACAUUCAAUCAAUCAAUUCCUCAAGAACAACACAAUGCAACCAAUAAAGAAUGCCAUGUUGGCGUUGAAUGUGAUGCCUGUAAAGGACCAGUUAUUGGUUGUCGAUAUAAAUGUUGUGUAUGUCCAAACUAUGAUUUAUGUGAAAAAUGUGCACUAGUUGGUAUUCAUUCCGAACAUAAUAUGAUUAAAAUAUCAAAACCAAGCAAUUAUCACAACUUCAAUGAUCAUUAUCAUCAUCAUUUUAAUAAUCAUCAUGAUGGCCAUCAACAUAAUCAUAUGCCGCCCCCACACCCACCAUCUUCACCAUUUGUGUCAAGUCAAGAUUAUCUUCAAAAAAUUCAAGCGCAAAUUCCUCAAUGGUUACCAAAUCGUCAAAAUGCUGCUCAUUUUCGAUCUCAUGUACAACAACACAUCGACUCAUUAAAAGCCAAUAGCCAAACACACAUGAAAAGUUCAAAACAAUAUCUGGAAAAUGUUGGGCAGUAUUUACAAAAAACACUAACACCACUUGGUGUUAAUUGUGAAUAUCAUGUUGAAGAAGAAAAACAAAAGCCAAAUGAACAACAAGAAGAACAAGUCUCAACAACAACAACAACUACUACUCAUUCGGCAGUAAAUUCAGUUGUAACAUCAAAUUCGUCAGAUUCAGAUUCGUCUUCAACUAAUAAUAAUAAUAAUCAAGAAAAUACCGAAAACUCAAUCAUACCACCAGUUGAAGAAUCAACCCAUAUAAGAAAUUCAUUAGAAUACAGCAUCGAUGAUUGUAUGCAAAGAAUGACAGCAAUGGGUUUUAUAGAUGCUAAUGGAGCAUUACGUGAGCUUAUUCGUUCAAAACAAGGUGAUAUUAACUUGGUUCUCGACGCUAUCAAUCCACGUUCUUAUCAAGUUUAG
Messenger RNA from Rotaria socialis, 1161 nucleotides. The record is from the annotation of a GenBank genome assembly. Lineage: Eukaryota; Metazoa; Rotifera; Eurotatoria; Philodinida; Philodinidae.